This is a messenger RNA of Lonchura striata (white-rumped munia), 967 nucleotides long. RefSeq names its product sulfotransferase 6B1. The record is from RefSeq and is a predicted model, not a curated record. Gene Ontology annotation, molecular function: sulfotransferase activity. Lineage: Eukaryota; Metazoa; Chordata; Aves; Passeriformes; Estrildidae.
AUGUCCAGCUCCAGCGAGGCAGAGCUCCUACACACAUUUAAGGGGAUUCCCUUUACCACCAGGUCUUCUCCAGAGCUUUUAAAAUCCUUGGAUACUUUUGAUGCUAGAGAAGAUGAUGUCCUUUUGGUUUCCUAUCCCAAAUCUGGCACUCACUGGCUUGCAGGAGUUCUGGCAAAGCUUUACAAUACUCAAGUCACAAUAACAUCUCCUAUUGAAUUUGGAGAUAUUUCUCGACUGGAGGAGCUGAAUAAACUCUCAUCAAAGAGAAUCAUCCCAACACACUUAGACUACAACAUGUUGCCUCCAAAUUUUAAGAAAAAGAAAUGCAAGAUGAUCUACAUCAGCAGAAAUCCAAAAGACACUGCAGUUUCCAUGUUUCAUUACUACAGGGAUAACCCAAACCUUCCCACCGUAGACACCUGGACUGCUUUCUUUGACCUGUUCUUAAAAGGCAAUGUUGUCUGUGGAUCCUGGUUUGAUCAUUUCCUAAGCUGGGAAGAACAUGAAGAUGAGAACAACAUCCUCUUUCUGUUCUAUGAAGAUAUGAAGAAGGAUCUCCCUAAGGUUGUAAAGGAAAUCUGUUUGUUCCUGAGUUUAAAUGUCAGUGACAAUGAUAUCCAAGACAUCUGCAGGAAGUCCUCAUUCUUAGAGAUGAAGAAUGACACAGAAAAGGAGAACAGCGACCCCAGUCACACUGUGUGUGCCCUGACAUCCAACAGGAAGCUGAUUUUCCGAAAAGGUGCUGUUGGUGAUUGGAAGAACUACUUCACUCCUAAGCAGAACAUUAGGUUUCAGGAGAUAUUUAAUGAGAAAAUGAAACUCAGCAAGAUGGCAGACAGUUUCAUCUAUGAGUGCUGAGUGCCCGUGAAGAAUAAUAUCCAGUUAUCAACAAACAUACACAGACCAGUUGGUGGGAAGUUCUGAAUGGCUGCUCCCAUCAGUUUAUAAUGCUUCCAAUAGGAAGGAC